Molecule: messenger RNA, 402 nt
Organism: Sclerotinia sclerotiorum 1980 UF-70
Lineage: Eukaryota; Fungi; Ascomycota; Leotiomycetes; Helotiales; Sclerotiniaceae
Exons: 2
Coding region: 1-402 (133 amino acids)
Source: RefSeq, a predicted model, not a curated record
AUGAUUCACGCAAAGAAAACUCAAUUCAACAUAUCUUGCGAGAAAUAUCCAAAGGAAGUGCCACUCGAGGAUCUUUUCACAAUGGAUCUUUCAUCGUGGGUCUAUCACUUACAGACUACAGUGCAUGUAAAGUUAGCUGUGAUGAGAACCAGUAAUAUGCAAUGCAAUGUCAUAAACGGCAAUACAUUAUACGCACAUGCCUGCCGCCGAUAUAAAUCUCGUAACGUAACACCAAUCAUUUUGGGAUACCCAUCGCCAAAAGCACCACCAAGGGUUUCAACCCCCGCCAAAACAAUAGAUUUUCGUAGACCUCUGGUUCCGCUCUGUGCACCCGCGGUUCAUUACUCAAUCCAAACUCCAUUUACUGGAUCUCUCAUGUGGAAACUUACUUCUGCCGAGUAA